Molecule: messenger RNA, 1507 nt
Organism: Cyclopterus lumpus (lumpfish)
Lineage: Eukaryota; Metazoa; Chordata; Actinopteri; Perciformes; Cyclopteridae
Gene: etfb
Product: electron transfer flavoprotein subunit beta
Exons: 7
Coding region: 97-861 (254 amino acids)
Cellular component (GO): cytosol
Molecular function (GO): electron transfer activity
Source: RefSeq, a predicted model, not a curated record
AUACGUCCGACCUCUCCUCCCUGGGUGAAGGUUCACUGCGGUGACACUGUCUCGUUAGCUGUCUCUUGUACCGCACAGGUAAACGCUUCAGCGACAAUGUCUGGCCGUGUCCUCGUUGGAGUUAAGCGUGUUAUUGACUACGCCGUUAAGAUUCGUGUGAAGCCGGACAACAGUGGCGUGGUGACGGAUGGCGUUAAGCACUCAAUGAACCCCUUCUGUGAGAUCGCUGUGGAGGAGGCGGUCAAGAUGAAGGAGAAGAAGCUUAUUAAGGAGGUGGUGGCUGUCAGCUGUGGGCCACAACAAGCACAGGAGACCAUCCGUACUGCCCUCGCCAUGGGAGCAGAUCGUGGCAUUCAUGUGGAGGUGACUGGGAAAGACUAUGACAUGUUGGGACCCCUGCAGGUCUCCAAGAUCAUGGCUGCUUUGGCCAAGAAGGAGGAUGCUCAACUUAUCAUCCUUGGCAAACAGGCCAUCGAUGGUGACUGCAAUCAGACCGGCCAGAUGACAGCAGCCCUACUGGACUGGCCUCAGGGUACCUUUGCAUCAGAGGUGUCAUUGGAAGGAGACACGGUGAAAGUGGUGAGAGAAAUUGAUGGUGGCCUGGAAACUAUCAAGAUCAACACACCAGCAGUGCUUACCGCAGACCUUCGACUCAACACCCCCAGAUAUGCCACCCUGCCUAAUAUCAUGAAAGCCAAGAAGAAGAAAAUCGCUAAAGUGAAGCCCGCCGACUUGGGGCUGGACAUGACAUCACGGCUGGAGGUGUUGAGGGUGGAUGAGCCCCCACAGAGACUGGCUGGAGUGAAGGUGGAGACGGUCGAUGACCUGGUGGCCAAACUAAAGGAGACCGGGAGGCUAUAGAGGCUUUAGAUGCAUGAGCUGUCGAUCACAGAACUUGGCAGAAGGGACUCUCUAAUGAAUAACUGGACUGCAUUGCAAAAGCAAAACCGGAAGACGAGUUUCGGUCUAAUCCCUCUUCUUGAGACUGACCCCUGAGGCUAUGCAGGGAGGUACUGAGAAACGCUGUCCUGCAGCAGACGAGCCCAAAAGGAUCAUCUUGUCUUUUAUGUGCAUUUUUGACUUGCAUUCAUCUGUAUCAUAGGCUUAUAAUCUGACUUGUGACGAGCAGUUUUUAUGGACUAAUUGAAGCCCAGAACUCUCUCACCAUUGUUCAUGCUGCUGUUACACUGUACUUUACCAGGACGAUGCAUUUAACCAACAUGAAUCUUGUCCGUCUGUAGUCAGACGUGUUAAGACGUGCAGAUUUUGUAAAUUAUAUUAUGUAGAUAUGGACCCGAACAUGUUGAGAUGAUUAUGUGUCUCAAGAUUAGUGUCAUAUCCGCUGGUAAAUUGUAUAGUUUGUAAUUUGUAAGUGGGUUUCAGGACUGCGCAGACGGUGUCUCUCAGUAUGAGCGAGGGAAGAUGAUCAGACUUUUUAAGCGCCUCAAUUCGGAUUGUACAGAACAUUACCAUGACAAUAAAGCAGCCAGUCUUUUUCAUAUCUAAA